AUGAGUGGAGGAGAUUGUUACAAAUGUGGUAAACCCGGCCACUUCGCCAGGGAUUGCCGAUCCAGUGGUGCAGAAGGUUCAGGACGUGGGUUUGGCAGAGAGAGGGGCCAAGGCCGUUCUGAUUUCCGCAGUGGCAGAGGAGGUGAGAAAUGCUAUAAAUGUAACAGACCAGGUCAUUUUGCUAGAGAAUGCAGGAUGGACCAGGACCGUUGCUACAAAUGCAAUCAGCUAGGACAUAUUGCUAAAGAAUGUGAUAGAGAGAUUGAUUCCGGAGCUUGCUAUAAUUGCAAGAGCCCUGGACAUGUUCAGCGUGACUGCCCAGAAGUUAGCAGCAGACCGUGCUACCGAUGCGGUGAGAAUGGCCAUAUGGCUCGUGAUUGCCCAGAAGACCGUGGCACAGAUGAGCGCAAGUGUUAUGGUUGUGGAGGCGUUGGCCACAUUUCAAGGGAGUGCCCGAAUGCCAACCGUUCAAGUGGCAAAGACUGCUACAGAUGUGGCUCUAAUGAUCACCUGGCCAGAGACUGCCCUGACGGAGCCAGUAAAACACAGUGCUAUAACUGCAACCAGAUGGGACACAUAGCCCGAGAUUGUCCUACAGAGGCCAACAAUGACAUUGUGGCAGCCGCUUGA
Candidula unifasciata is the source of this 630-nucleotide messenger RNA. The record is from the annotation of a GenBank genome assembly. Lineage: Eukaryota; Metazoa; Mollusca; Gastropoda; Stylommatophora; Geomitridae.